CGACGAACCCACCCCCUCAAGAAUAUUCCCGAUGUCUGAAAACUCCAACUUUACCCGUUUCGUUGAGGUCGGCCGUGUCGUGCUCGUCAAGAGCGGUCCUUCCGCCGGCCACAUCGCAGUGAUUUCCGAAAUCAUUGACCACAACCGGGCAAUCAUUGACGGCCCUACCACCUCAGUUCCCCGCCAGUCCUUCCCCUACAAAUACCUCACCCUCACUCCUCUCCUCGUCAAGGGCCUCCCCCGCGCUGCUGGUUCAGGUGUCAUCAAAAAGUUCCUCGAGAAGCAGGAGACCGUCUCAAAAUGGGAUUCGUCGGCAUGGGCGAAGAAGUUGGCCGCAGUCCAGUCGAGGAGGGCAUUGAGCGACUUCGAGAGGUUCAACGUCAUGGUGCUGAAGAAGCAGAGGAGAGACAGCGUCAGGAAGUCGGUGAAGGCCUCUGCGAAGGCAUGAGCGCUCUUCAUUUCUGUGCGUUUAUGUCUCGUGGGGAGGUUUGGAUUGGAGGGUGGCGGUGUACUUGAGGUUUCGUCCUGUCUUCACGCUUUUCGCAUGCAUGCAUCUGCCUAUGUCAAUUCCAUGAAUAUGCCAUGCAACAUCCACAUCUAUGACGGGC
This is a messenger RNA of Stereum hirsutum FP-91666 SS1, 608 nucleotides long. Its product is annotated as 60S ribosomal protein L14. Gene Ontology annotation, molecular function: structural constituent of ribosome; RNA binding. The transcript has 4 exons. Gene Ontology annotation, cellular component: ribosome; cytosolic large ribosomal subunit. The record is from RefSeq and is a predicted model, not a curated record. Gene Ontology annotation, biological process: translation; ribosomal large subunit biogenesis. The coding region runs from base 32 to 448 and encodes 138 amino acids. NCBI's taxonomy places the organism in Eukaryota, Fungi, Basidiomycota, Agaricomycetes, Russulales, Stereaceae.